Messenger RNA from Debaryomyces hansenii CBS767, 2349 nucleotides. It is a transcript of the gene CDC53, whose product is annotated as cullin. Gene Ontology annotation, molecular function: ubiquitin protein ligase binding. The coding region runs from base 1 to 2349 and encodes 782 amino acids. Lineage: Eukaryota; Fungi; Ascomycota; Pichiomycetes; Serinales; Debaryomycetaceae. The record is from RefSeq and is a predicted model, not a curated record. Gene Ontology annotation, cellular component: SCF ubiquitin ligase complex. Gene Ontology annotation, biological process: protein ubiquitination; SCF-dependent proteasomal ubiquitin-dependent protein catabolic process. The transcript has a single exon.
AUGUCUCAAUCGUUCCCAGUGGCUAGCGAUUUGAACGCUACUUGGUCAUUUAUUCAACCAGGGUUAGAAUUUAUUUUAGGAGCUCAAGGUGAUCAGGGGGUGACGUCGAAGAUGUACAUGAACUGUUAUACAGCUAUUUAUAAUUAUUGUGUCAAUAAAUCACGCCAUGGAUCUGCCAACACACCUGUGAGUGCAGUGUCGGGAAAUAAUUCGUAUUCGUUAGCAGGAGCAGAAAUCUACGCAAAAUUGGAUGAAUACCUAGUGCAAUUUAUUACGAGCUUGAAAAAGGAUCCUCUGGAUUCGUUCUUGGAGUUUUAUGUUAAGAGGUGGACAAGAUUUACCAUAGGGGCAGGCUACAUGAAUAAUGUGUUUGAUUAUAUGAACCGUUAUUGGGUCCAGAAGGAAAGAUCAGACGGAAGAAGAGAUGUUUUUGAUGUCAAUACGUUGUCGUUGUUGAAAUGGAAGAGUCAUUUGUUUAAUAAUAAUGCGGAUAGAUUAAUCGACGAGGUGUUAGAUCAGAUCGAGAAACAGAGAAAUAAUGAAAUUGUUGAUACGAAUUACAUCUCAACGGCUAUCAAGUCAUUAGUAUACUUGGGUAUUGACAUUCAGGACUUGAAAAAACCUAAUUUAGUGGUAUACAUCAAACAUUUUGAGCAUAAAUUCUUACAAAAAACUGCUGAAUAUUACAGCAAAGAAAGUGCUAAGUUUCUUUCACAACAUAAUGUAGUUGAUUACAUGAAGAAAUGUGACACAAGAUUGUCUGAAGAAGUUUCCAGAUCUAAUAACUAUUUAGACAACCACACUAAAAAGUUUUUGUUGGAAACCCUUAAUACUGUUUUAAUCAAGGAUCAUGCUCAGGCGAUGUAUGAUCAGUUUUUAAGGUUAUUAGAACAAGAUGAAAUCGACCAUAUUCAGAUUAUGUAUAAAUUAUUAGCUCGCGUUCCGUCAACAUUACAACCAUUAGCGGAUACUUUAGAGAAAUACAUUAAAGAUGAAGCCUCAAAGGCAAUAGAAGAAAUUAAAAACCCGUCCGAAGAUAUAGAAGAUCCAUCCAAACAGUCUGCAGACGCAAAAUCUUCAAAGAGAACUACUGCUGGUCUUGUUAGUCCAAAAGCUUAUAUUCAUACAUUAAUCAGUAUUUAUAUCAAAUUUAAUGAUAUUGUUACCGUUGCUAUUAAUAAGGAUCCAAUAUUCAUUAAAUCUUUGGAUAAUGCAUGCCGCUACUUUGUCAACAAAAAUUCGAUUGCCAUUCCAACCCCUAAAUCCAAUUGUAAGACUCCUGAUCUAUUGGCUAGAUAUGCCGAUGGAUUCUUAAAAGCUACUAGUAGAGAGUCGGAUAUAAUUGGCAUGACCCCGGAUAAUUUGAUGAUUAUCUUCAAAUUCAUUGAUGAUAAAGAUGCAUUUGAAGAACAUUAUCGUCGUUUAUUGGCCAAGAGAUUAAUUAAUAAUAACACUAAAUCAGACGAAUUAGAAGAAAGCAUCAUCCAGAAAUUACAAGAAGAAAAUUCUUUAGAAUAUACAUCCAAAAUGACGAAGAUGUUUCAAGAUAUGAAGUCUUCCGAAGAUUUGAAAGUGAAUGUAAGAGAAGAAUUAGGCCAAACCGAUAAUCAGGUUAAGGAUUUCACACCAUUGAUUUUAGCUCAAAGCAUGUGGCCAUUUAAGCAUCUGGAUGACUAUAAAUUAAAGCUCGCACCCGAAUUAAUGCCAUCAUUUAAUAAAGUUCAAGAAAUCUAUAAUAAGAAACACACUGGAAGACAGUUGCAGUGGUUAUGGAAUCAUGGAAAGAGUGAGGUGAAGGCUAAUUUAUCACGUAAAGGAAAGCCUCCAUUUCUUUUCACUGUCAGUAAUGUCCAAUUAAUGAUUCUUUUAGCAUUCAACAAAUCGAACACUUUCUCAUUUAAAGAGUUAUUCGAUACUGUGGGUGUCGCUAAACAUACUUUUGAAGCCCACUUAUUACCGUUCACUAAAUAUAAGUUAAUUGACCAAAGCCCACCAGGAGCUGAGCUCUUUAAUAAGGAUGACACCAAGUUCACAAUUGUCGAGGAAUACAAAUCUAAAAAGUUGAGGGUCAAUUUUGUGAGCUCAAUUAAAACAGAGCAAAAACAAGAAGAGGAAAAUACUAAUAAAGAAAUUGACGAAUCAAGAAGGAAUUAUCUCUCUGCUUGUAUCGUCAGAAUAAUGAAAGCCAGAAAGCAAAUGAAGCAUAAUGAGUUAGUUAAUGACGUAGCUACACAAUCGUUAUCGAGAUUCCGUGCUAAGAUCAUUGACAUUAAGAGAGUUAUUGACUACUUGAUUGAAAAAGAAUAUUUGCGCCGUAUUGACAAUGAUACAUACGAAUAUUUAGCUUAG